Molecule: messenger RNA, 339 nt
Organism: Kuraishia capsulata CBS 1993
Lineage: Eukaryota; Fungi; Ascomycota; Pichiomycetes; Pichiales; Pichiaceae
Exons: 1
Coding region: 1-339 (112 amino acids)
Source: RefSeq, a predicted model, not a curated record
AUGGAAGCUGCAAGACAAUCUCGGCAUUAUCUUCGUUUCCUACAAAUCGCUACCAAUAUCAUGCGUUUUUCACAAAUCCCGCCAAAUUCAAAUUCAAAUUCAUGCCCGCUCCAAACAAGGUCGUGCAACAAACGUGUUUCAGACUUGAACUUUAAAUCGUCCUGCCUACGGGGGCCACCUAUUGAGGAAUCUCUUGUCUUGCUUAGGGUCUCUCACUUGCGCUUAUUCCACCACGGUUCUAUCUUUUUAUACAGCUUGGAGCACCCUUUGAUAUUGUGCCUUUGCAAUUAUCACCAGCUCGGGUUGCCCGUCGUGUUUCUAACGCGAAAUUUCACUUAG